This is a messenger RNA of Trifolium pratense (red clover), 1256 nucleotides long. RefSeq lists its product as uncharacterized. Gene Ontology annotation, molecular function: phosphatase activity. The record is from RefSeq and is a predicted model, not a curated record. Gene Ontology annotation, cellular component: chloroplast. The transcript is spliced from 7 exons. Bases 156 to 1085 code for a protein of 309 amino acids. Lineage: Eukaryota; Viridiplantae; Streptophyta; Magnoliopsida; Fabales; Fabaceae.
AUUCUUCAUCUCACUAAUUUCUCUCCUCUUAUUUUCUCCCCACUACUACCAAUAACACUCUUAAGACCACAUUGGAGAAAGAUUCAUCCCAUUCUAUAGGAACAACAGAGAUUCGUCCCUUUAGAUUGGAUAGAAGCAAAACUGCGUAGCAGAGAAUGAUUCCCAAUUCUGUACAGCCAGUUCAGUUCCAGAGCUUCAAUGGUCUCCGACAACUCGCAGAAACGCGUCGUUUCAAGGUUUGGUUGUUGGAUCAAUUCGGAGUUCUCCAUGAUGGAAAACAACCUUAUCCCGGUGCCAUUUCAACAUUAGAAAAUAUAGCAAAGACGGGUGGGAAGAUGGUGAUCAUAAGUAACUCCUCAAGACGCUCAUCAGUGACUAUUGAAAAAGUCAAAAGUCUUGGCUUUGAUGCUUCUCUUUUUCUUGGAGCUAUUACUAGUGGAGAACUCACUCAUCAAUACUUACAAAGGAGAGAUGAUCCUUGGUUUGCAUCAUUGGGAAGGUCUUGUAUUCAUUUCACUUGGAGUGGCAGGGGAGCAAUAUCUCUUGAGGGCUUGGACUUGAAAGUUGUGGAGAAUGUUGAAGAAGCUGAGUUUAUUUUGGCUCAUGGGACUGAAGCCUUGGGGGAAGCCAGUGGGAAUGCACGUUCAAUGAAUCUUGAAGACCUUGAAAAAAUAUUGGAGCUUUGCGCCGCAAAAAAGAUUCCUAUGGUGGUAGCCAAUCCAGAUUAUGUAACCGUUGAAGCAAGAGACUUGCGUGUGAUGCCAGGUACUCUAGCAGCUAAAUAUGAAAAGCUUGGGGGUGAAGUAAAAUGGAUGGGCAAACCUGGUGAGAUAAUAUACAAUUCAGCCAUGGCCAUGGCUGGUACAGAUGUUUCGGACUGUAUUGCUGUGGGUGAUUCUCUCCAUCAUGAUAUUAAGGGUGCUAAUGCUGCUGGAAUCCAAUCAAUUUUUAUCACUGGAGGGAUUCAUGCAACUGAACUUGGACUCCAUAGUUUUGGAGAAGUAGCGGAUUCAUCAUCCGUGCAAUCACUUGCGACGAAAUAUAAUGCUUAUCCAUCCUAUGUGUUGCCCGCAUUCACAUGGUAGAACAAUAUGGCAAGGAAACCAAACCACUACAAUUGUAGUUGUUAUUGUUUUUGAAGUAUUUGUAUGAUUUAUUGGCCAUUUAUACAAACAGGAAACUAUGCCUAUGUAAAGAUAUUUGGAAACUUUAUGAUUUUGAACUUCAUUAUAAAAUAUAAACCGAAUGUGUUGAAA